This is a messenger RNA of Bicyclus anynana (squinting bush brown), 1398 nucleotides long. RefSeq lists its product as uncharacterized. The coding region runs from base 202 to 1137 and encodes 311 amino acids. The record is from RefSeq and is a predicted model, not a curated record. The transcript has 2 exons. NCBI's taxonomy places the organism in Eukaryota, Metazoa, Arthropoda, Insecta, Lepidoptera, Nymphalidae.
GAAAUACGUACAAAAUGACAUAUACGGACAAAAUGACACAGGCAUCUUAUUUUAAAUUCUGCCGCUUCUAGCCCGCCAUAGAUAAGUACAUCACAUGACUCUAUCCGGUAUUACUAACCUGUCAAAACGUGAACUCGCGCCAGUCUUUCGUUUGGGUGUCAUGGCUGACGACAGACAUUGAUAUUAACAGCUGAUACCAAAAUGCCACGUAAUUAUAAGCGUACGACUGAUCGUCAAUCCUGGAGUGAGGAAUCAAUGCGCAAAGCUAUACACCCAGGGCGUGUUGUUACACAAUUUCAAAUUGCUGGCCUGUUCAAAGAAGCUUAUGGUAAGGCAGCUACAGUGCAAAAUGGUUGUAACGGAUUUAAGAGCACUGGGAUUUGGCCUCUAAAUCCAGAAAUAUUUCCCGAUUAUAUGUAUGAACCAGCAGAGACUACAAACAUACCUGCACUGGCAGACACCACCAAUAUGCAAUUUCAUCAGCAAAUAGGUCCUAUUCCAGUUUCCAUAGCAGGACCCUCCACACAACAGCCAGACAAUUUAAUGUCACUUCCUGGAACGCAACAUAUAAUCCGCGCCGUUACACCUGACAAUAACGACACAACAGUUCAAACAACCGACUCUACUGAAACAACUGAUAAUUUAACAGCAAACACUGGUCAAGACCUUAUUAUACCUGGUGCAAAUGAAAAUUGCCCAUCUAUUGGUAAUGAAUUACAUCCCUCAUCUCAUACUUUAGCAGUGCCUAUGGAAGUUUUAUCUUCUGUCCCAAAAGGACUUUACGUAAGUGGCCAAGGCAAACGUAAGCCAACGAAACACCAAACAUCUUUAGUUUUGACUUCCACUCCAAAUAUGAACGAAAUUAAGGCUAAAAAUGAGUCUAAAGCUCCUUCAGAAAAGAAAAAACGAAAGGUUACCAAAACCAUAUUCCAUGAAGACAGACAAGAGGAAAAUUGUCCAAAUUACACUCAAGAUGACGAAGAAGAUUGCGCAUGCAUUUAUUGCAACGAUCUUUAUUCACGAUCAAAACCUGGAGAAGACUGGUUGCGGUGUUUAAAAUGUUCGCAUUGGGCCCACGCUUCUUGCGCGGACGUUUCUAAACGAACCAAGCGGUUCAUUUUCGAGCUUUGCUUAUAAUUUUAAAACUUUUGCCGUGUAUGUCAUUUAGUCCGUAUGUGGUAUGCCAUUUUGUCCAUAGCAUAUGGACAAAAUGGAUUUCGUUGAUCUCUGUUAAAUUUAAAAUUAUUAUUUUUUCUACUUUGUUUAUCUUUUAAGUAUCUAUUAUAAAUCAAAGAUAUGAAACCUAAGAUUAGUGGUGUGCAAAUAUGAAUGCGCUGUGAUUUACCAUUAAAGAGUUAUGACCCAAAACCAAAACUAUAUGUCAUUUUGUACGUACUU